Messenger RNA from Aspergillus homomorphus CBS 101889, 877 nucleotides. Its product is annotated as YbhB/YbcL family Raf kinase inhibitor-like protein. The record is from RefSeq and is a predicted model, not a curated record. Lineage: Eukaryota; Fungi; Ascomycota; Eurotiomycetes; Eurotiales; Aspergillaceae. The coding region runs from base 108 to 716 and encodes 202 amino acids. The transcript has 3 exons.
CCUUGAAAGCACUUACCAAGAGCAGACAUCAUAUCCUCACACCACCAACCACACUGACACAAUCAUUCUUCCUCUCAAACAUUCAUCUCAUACCAGCUCAAGCAAGUAUGCAUUACACCGCGCACUCCCUCGUCUGGGCCACUCUCCUCAGCAGCGCCUGGUGCCAGUUCUCCAAGCUUUUCAUCAGCCAGCCGGCCUUCGUCCACCACCCGUGGCCGUCGAUCUUCGUCGAAUCGCCCGAGUUCGGUCCGACCGGCUCGUACCUUGACAAAGACCACACGCGCGAAGGCGCAGGAACCUUCCCCGCACUGUCCUGGCCAUACUCCUCCGGCGCAGUCCAGGAGUAUAUUCUCAUCUGCGAAGACCCCGACGCCCCGGCCCCGGAAGCCAUCGUCCACGGCAUCUACUACGGGAUCCACCGCGCCACGACCGGGGUACAGAACCCGGAUUUCUUCCUCGAUCAGUCGCAGGCAAAGCCGUUCAUGCUGCGGGGCGGGUUCAAAUAUGGUCAGAACGGAGGAGACGGCGUGUAUCUCGCUCCCCUGGCGCCCCAAGGCCAAGGGCCGCACCGGUACUUCUUCGAGCUGGUGGCGUUGAACGAGACGCUGGACCAGAAGGGGCUCAGUUCGCCCGCUCAGGUCGACGAGCUUAUGCGCGCGAUCGAUGGGAAGGUGGCCGGAUGGGGGGCGUGGAUGGGCUUGUCUCAGAGAGCUUGAGCAUGAUGGAAGAGCGUGGUCAAAGAAGAGGGAAUCGUUAUCUGCCCUCGGGUUGCACAGUCUUCUUAAGUCGUUGGCGUUGUUUUCAUGGUUUAUCCGCGGUCACUUGUAUCAUCAAGACAUUGGGAGCAGUCGAUGUGAGGGGAGUGGUACGACCAGAG